Octodon degus (degu) is the source of this 1034-nucleotide messenger RNA. RefSeq names its product FK506 binding protein 2 (gene Fkbp2). The coding region runs from base 525 to 947 and encodes 140 amino acids. Gene Ontology annotation, molecular function: peptidyl-prolyl cis-trans isomerase activity. The transcript has 7 exons. The record is from RefSeq and is a predicted model, not a curated record. Lineage: Eukaryota; Metazoa; Chordata; Mammalia; Rodentia; Octodontidae. Gene Ontology annotation, biological process: protein peptidyl-prolyl isomerization.
GGGCGGAGCCUCGUGUUUGGCGUCAGACGGGGGAGGAACCCAGGCGUUUGGGGCGGGGCUUCAUCCUGUGAGUGGUGCGGCUCCAGUUCAGGAAAAGGGAUCUAGUUCUGUUGAGGGAGGAGCUGCGGGUAAGGGGGCGGAGCUUCACCCUCUAGGGGGCGGGACCAAGGAACCUAGUGAAGGUUUAAGCCCAAGUAAUGCCCCGGGGCGUCCGCGCGGGGGCGGCCUCCGUGGUGGCCGUGCCUGGGGACGUGGUAGGCCAAGGACUCCCCCCGGAGAGGUGGUGUGGGUGGAGCGGGCUCGUCGGCCAGCCGACACAGGCCCAGUCUGGGUGCCCCGACGGCCCCCAAGGGCCCAGAGCUGGGGCGGUGCCCCGGGCGGAGACACAGGCCCGGGGUGGGGUGUACCUCCGGAGGAACGGGGCUCCCCAGAACCUCCUAGUGGGGAUGUAUGGGUGCCUCGGGGUCGACCCCCUGCAGCAGCGGCAGAAGUGUUGCCAAGCCCCCUUCUAACUGGACUGAGACAUGAGGCCGAGCUGGGUCCUGACAGUGUUGUCCAUCUGCCUGAGUGCCCUGGCCAUAGCCACGGGCUCCGAGGGCAAACGGAAGCUGCAGAUCGGGGUCAAGAAGCGGGUGGACCACUGUCCUAUCAAAUCGCGCAAGGGAGACGUCUUGCACAUGCACUACACGGGAAAACUGGAAGAUGGGACGGAGUUUGACAGCAGCCUACCCCAGAACCAGCCCUUUGUCUUCUCUCUUGGCACAGGCCAGGUCAUCAAGGGCUGGGACCAGGGGCUGCUGGGGAUGUGUGAAGGGGAAAAGCGGAAGCUGGUGAUCCCAUCUGAGCUGGGAUACGGAGAGCGGGGAGCUCCCCCCAAAAUCCCAGGUGGUGCAACCCUAGUGUUCGAGGUGGAGCUGCUCAAGAUUGAACGCCGGUCAGAACUGUAGCCAGCUUAAGAGGGGUGGGGGUGGGGACCCCAAGAGGGACCAGACUGUUUAAAAAACAAAACAAAACAAAAAAAAUGUUUAAAAGUC